This is a messenger RNA of Vitis vinifera (wine grape), 5351 nucleotides long. Its product is annotated as putative disease resistance RPP13-like protein 1. NCBI's taxonomy places the organism in Eukaryota, Viridiplantae, Streptophyta, Magnoliopsida, Vitales, Vitaceae. The transcript is spliced from 3 exons. Bases 922 to 4743 code for a protein of 1273 amino acids. Gene Ontology annotation, molecular function: ADP binding. The record is from RefSeq and is a predicted model, not a curated record. Gene Ontology annotation, biological process: defense response to other organism.
CCCCCUUUAGUCGGUUAUCCCCUCGAUAUAGACUACUUUUAAAAACCGAGGGAGGGAAAAUUCAUCUUCAUACAGAAGCACGAUAUUUUGGAUAUAUAUCGCGAAAUUUUCAUCCUUGCUGUCACCUGUGCAGCUCAGCAAAAGGCCUCCACUGCUGCCGUCACCAUCACUGCGGCCAAGGUGAACAUUGGCAUUCUGAAGAUCAACGCCUUUGCUCUACUGGGUGUCAUAUCUGCAUUGUAUCUGUUUUUGGCCUUUGCCCGUUCUGUUCUUCUUUGCAACAUAUAAGAAAAAAGAAAAGAAAAAAAGGAAAGAUAUUGUGGUGUGCUCGAUGGGUGUGAACAGAGCAGGGCAUACCCACAGGGAUUUUGUUGGGGAAUGGAUUUAAAAGUAUAGAAAUCACACCCGUAAUUUUCAGGUUUCUAGGAUUUUUGAGAUUCAGGCUAGAUGGGCUUCUUCUUUUGGUUGGUUUCGCCACUCCAAAUGGCUCUCGUUCCACACUUUUUGAUUCAUGUUCAGCAUUUCUCUACUUAGGCCUAUGUUUGGUGGCUGGGAAUUUAUAAGAAACUGAUUUUAGCAUCUGGGUAUUUGGUUAUAUGGGAUGAUCUUGAGGUUUCUUAGAACUGCGUAAAUCUUUCUUUCAUUGCAGUCAUAUGGUGAAUAAUCGGGGGACAUUGGUAACAGCUCCUGCCUUUUUCCAACUGUUUUCGAUUUGUUUUGUUCUUUUUGUUUUCUUCUUCUUUAUUUAAUAAACAAUUGCGACUAUUUCUAUGGCACACAAUUGCGGGCUCUAAGGUCAACGUUUCUACAAACUGCCUUGCAUUUUCAUAUUAUAAACCCAACACCUCUGGUUUGCUUUUGCAUCUACUUCCCUUCAUUUUUGUGUAAUUCAUCAUUCUCUUCCUCUGCAAAGAAUCAGACAUGGCUGGGGCUUUAGUGGGAGGAGCAUUUCUCUCGGCUUCUCUUCAAGUCCUAUUCGACAGGAUGGCUUCUCGGCAAUUCUUAGACUUUAUCCGGGGACAAAAACUCAUUGGUACUCUCCUAAAGAAGCUGAAGAUAAACUUGCUGGCGGUUCAGGCAGUGCUCAAUGAUGCUGAGGUGAAGCAAAUUACAGAUUCACAUGUCAAAGAGUGGGUGGAUGAGCUUAAAGAUGCUGUCUAUGAUGCAGAGGACCUGCUGGACGAGAUUGCUAACCAAGAUCUACAGAGAAAGAUGGAGACCGACCCUCAAACUAGUGCACAUCAGGUGUGGAAUAUCUUCUCUAACUCGCUUAAUCCAUUUGCUGAUGGGGUGGAGUCCAGGGUAGAGGAGAUCAUUGAUAGACUAGAAUUUCUUGCACAAAAAAAAGAUGUUCUCGGGUUGAAACAAGGUGUGGGGGAGAAACUGUUCCAAAGAUGGCCUUCGACUUCUGUGGUGGAUGAAUCUGGUGUCUAUGGUAGAGAUGACAACAAAGAGGAGAUAAUCAAAAUGUUGGUGUCAGAUAAUUCAAGCGGCAAUGAGAUAGGUGUGAUAUCCAUUGUAGGCAUGGGUGGUAUUGGCAAGACCACUCUUACUCAGCUUGUAUAUAACGAUGAGAGUGUGAAAAAAUAUUUUGACUUGGAAGCAUGGGUUUGUGUUUCAGAAGAAUUUGAUCUUCUGAGGAUAACAAAAACAAUUUUUGAAGCAACCACUUCACGGGGUUUUACUUCUGAUGUGAAUGACUUAAAUUUUCUUCAAGUGAAACUGAAGGAGAGCCUUAAUGGAAAGAAAUUUCUUCUUGUUUUGGAUGAUGUUUGGAACGAGAAUUACAAUAAUUGGGACAGGCUAAGAACUCCGCUCAAAGUUGGGUCAAACGGAAGUAAGAUUAUUGUAACAACGCGUAGUGAAAAUGUUGCAUUAGUCAUGCGCUCUGUUCACACUCAUCGUCUGGGACAACUAUCAUUUGAAGAUUGCUGGUGGUUAUUUGCAAAACAUGCAUUUGAAAAUGGAGAUCCUAGUGCACAUCCAUACUUAGAAGCAAUUGGCAAAGAGAUUGUGAAGAAGUGUCAAGGUUUGCCUUUAGCUGCAAAAACACUUGGGGGUCUUUUACACUUUAAGGUACAAGCAGAUGAAUGGGAUAAUAUCUUGAGGAGCGAAAUGUGGGAUUUGCCAAGCAAUGAAAUUCUUCCAGCUUUGAGGUUAAGCUACUAUCAUCUCCCUUCACAUCUAAAGCAAUGUUUUGCUUAUUGCUCAAUUUUUCCCAAGGACUAUCAGUUCCAAAAGGAGAGGCUGGUUUUAUUAUGGAUGGCAGAAGGCUUUUUGCAACAACCAAAAAGCAAGAAACGAAUGGAAGAGGUAGGUGACCAAUACUUUCAUGAACUAUUAUCAAGGUCCUUUUUUCAAAAAUCAAGUAGUAGAAACUCAUGUUUUGUAAUGCAUGACCUUGUCAAUGACUUGGCUCAACUUGUGUCGGGAGAAUUUUGUAUUCAGUUAGGGGAUGGUUGGGGGCAUGAAACAUAUGAAAAGGUUUGCCACUUGUCGUAUUAUAGAAGUGAAUAUGAUGCCUUUGAGAGAUUUGCGAAUUUCAUCGAAGUUAAGCGUCUUCGGACUCUUUUCACAUUGCAAUUGCAAUUUUUGCCGCAGUCCUACUUGAGUAACAGGAUUUUGGACAAGCUAUUACCAAAAUUUAGAUGCUUACGGGUGUUGUCUUUGUUCAAUUACAAGACUAUAAAUUUGCCUGAUUCAAUUGGCAAUUUGAAGCAUUUACGUUACCUGAACGUCUCGCAUUCAGAUAUCAAAAGAUUACCGGAGACAGUAUGCCCUUUGUAUAAUUUACAAACAAUUAUACUCAAUGAGUGCCGUUCUCUACAUGAGUUGCCUAGCGGAUUGAAGAAAUUGAUUAAUCUGCGUCAUCUUACUGUUCAUGGAUCUCGAGUUAAAGAGAUGCCAAGUCAUAUAGGUCAAUUGAAAAGUUUACAAACAUUGAGUACUUUUAUUGUGGGUCAAAGAAGUGGUUCAAGAAUUGGAGAGCUUGGGGGGCUUUCGCAAAUUGGUGGAAAGCUUCACAUUUCAGAGCUGCAGAAUGUGGUUUCUGGUACAGAUGCCUUGGAGGCAAAUUUGAAGGGUAAGAAGUAUCUUGAUGAAUUGGUGUUGGAGUGGAAUAGCAGCACUGAUGGUUUACAAAAUGGAGUUGAUAUAAUUAACAACUUGCAGCCUCAUAAGAAUGUCACGAAGCUUACCAUUGACUUCUAUUGUGGUACAAGAUUGCCUACUUGGUUAGGGGAUCCUUCAUUGUUAAAUAUGGUGUCCCUAAAUCUCAGGAAUUGUAAACAUUGCUCGUCCUUGCCACCACUUGGGCAACUGUUCUCUCUCAGAUACCUCUCUAUAUCAGGGAUGUGUGGAAUAGAGAAAGUGGGUACUGAAUUUUAUGGGAAUAAUUCUUCCUCAGUUAAGCCCUUCUUAUCCCUAGAAACUCUAAUUUUUGAGAAAAUGAGGCAGUGGAAAGAAUGGCUACCUUUUGACGGUGAAGGUGGAGUGUUUCCUCGUCUCCAGGUGCUUUGUAUAUGGAAAUGUCCCAAGCUCACUGGAGAAUUGCCGGACUGCCUUCCUUCCUUGACAAAACUCGAGAUUAAUGGAUGUCAGCAGCUUGUGGCUUCCGUUCCAAGAGUUCCAACUAUCCGGGAAUUGAAGAUACUCAACUGUCGCGAGGUUCUGCUGAGAAGUUCAGAUCGUAGCUUUGAUUAUCUUGAAGGUUUUGAAAUUGAAAUUUCUGAUAUCUCACAGUUGAAGGAGCUGUCACAUGGAUUGCGGGCACUCUCAAUUCUAAGAUGUGUCUCUGCAGAGUCUCUACUAGAGGGAAUGAUGCAAAACAACACUUCUCUUCAACGCUUGGUUCUGAAACGUUGUUGUUUUUCCAGAUCUUUGUGCACAUGUUGUUUACCCCGUACAUUGAAAUCACUAUGUAUCUACGGUUCUCGGAGACUACAGUUCCUUCUUCCUGAGUUCCUUAAGUGCCAUCAUCCUUUCCUUGAAUGUUUGGACAUCAGGGGUGGUUAUUGUAGAUCUCUCUCAGCCUUCUCAUUCGCCAUCUUCCCUAAGCUGACUCGUCUUCAAAUUCAUGGUCUUGAGGGACUUGAAUCCCUCUCGAUUUUGAUUUCAGAGGGGGGUCUCCCAGCUCUUGAUUUCUUGCAAAUCAUUCAGUGCCCUGAUCUUGUGUCUAUUGAGUUGCCAGCUCUCAAGUUGACACACUAUGAGAUCCUUGAUUGCAAGAAACUCAAGUUUCUGAUGUGCACCCUUGCAUCCUUUCAGACAUUAAUUUUACAAAAUUGUCCUGAAUUUCUAUUUCCAGUUGCUGGUUUGCCGUCCACCCUAAAUUCACUUGUAGUUCAUAACUGCAAAAAACUCACACCCCAGGUGGAGUGGGGUUUGCAUAGUCUAGCCUCUCUGACAGAUUUCAGAAUCAGUGGUGGAUGUGAAGACCUGGAGUCAUUUCCGAAGGAAUCCCUGCUGCCCUCAACUCUCACGUCUCUCCAGAUCUCAGGUCUUCCAAAUCUCAGGUCUCUUGAUGGCAAGGGGCUUCAGUUGCUCACUUCUGUUCAAAACUUAGAGAUCAAUGACUGCGGUAAGCUUCAAUCCUUGACAGCAGAGGGGCUUCCCAGCUCUCUGUCAUUUUUAAAAAUCAGCAACUGCCCCUUGCUGAAACAUCAGUAUGAGUUCUGGAAAGGGGAAGAUUGGCAUUACAUAUCUCACAUUCCACGCAUUGUCAUUGAUGACCAAGUUUUGUAAUGAAGGUGGCACUACAUCAAUUUAUAUUCAGAGUCAUCCAAACAGCCUUCUGCAUCGGAAGACUCCUAAGAUCUUGAGACUUUACUCAAUGGACUGCAGAACUCCAGCUCAGUUCAAGAAUUGUGCAUCUACAACUUUCAUUUGCUUGGAAUGUGUUUAGAGGUCUGGGGAUCGAGAAGCUGGGAACAAAAAUAUGAACAGAAGGAAGGCAAGAUUAAUCCCAGAUUUCCAAUUUUGCAUCUUUUGAGAUGUCCUGGAUGGAACACCUGCAAAAAUCUUGAGGAGGGCUGAGGCUGUGAGAUUCCUUCCCAAGAAGAGUAGUUUGACCAUCUAUUUGGUGGCCUUUUUGUUAUUUGAGAAUUGUGAUUUUGCUGUAUCUUAAGAGUAUUAUGAGUGAAUUGAAUUUCCCUCAUUAAACUUUCUUUGUGUUUGGGUUGAUGUAAGCCUAACCCACCCAACAAAUCAGGGGCUUGCAUUGACCUAGUGAGUCUUGACUUGCUGAACUAGAUGGGCCUAAGCCUGGUCCUGGUUCUGCUUGACCCUUUGAAGGCUUCUUCUUCAAAGGGUGGUCCUCACUCCUUUAUAUCUCAUCUUUUUGUGGUGCAUAA